This is a messenger RNA of Alternaria incomplexa, 1542 nucleotides long. RefSeq lists its product as uncharacterized. The record is from RefSeq and is a predicted model, not a curated record. The transcript is spliced from 6 exons. Gene Ontology annotation, biological process: methionyl-tRNA aminoacylation. Gene Ontology annotation, molecular function: ATP binding; methionine-tRNA ligase activity. NCBI's taxonomy places the organism in Eukaryota, Fungi, Ascomycota, Dothideomycetes, Pleosporales, Pleosporaceae. Bases 1 to 1542 code for a protein of 513 amino acids.
AUGGUCCUCACGGACGUGAUAAAGCGGUGGCAUGAACUCAAAGGAGAAAAGGCGUUGCUAUGCACCGGAACAGAUGAACAUGGCCUAAAGGUUCAGAGAGCAGCUGCAAAAGCUGGCAUUGACCCGAAACUGUUCUGCGAUAAGGGUGCCGAGAUCUUCAGAGAACUUGCAGCCAAAGCCGAAAUCACGAACGAUCACUUCGUACGGACGACGGAUAGAGAACACAAGGAAGCUGUCGAGUAUGCAUGGUUCCUGCUACAAGAGAAGGGCCUCAUAUACGAGCAGAAGCAUGAGGGAUGGUAUUCAGUCACCGACGAAUGCUUCUACCCACAGUCUGCCGUACAGCCAUAUCUUGACCCACCCACAGGGAGGAAGAUGAUGACAUCGAUUGAGACUGGCAGUGAAGUAGAGUGGUCUUCAGAAGUCAACUACCACUUCCGGCUCUCGGCAUUCCAGGAUAAGUUGCUCGAGUUCUUCAAGAACAACCCCGAAUGGAUAACCCCAGAGCACCGCAUGAAGGAGGUUGUGCAAGCGGUCGAAUCAGGACUGGAGGACCUGUCUGUUUCUCGACCGUAUGAACGAUUAACGUGGGGUAUUCGAGUUCCCGGAGACGACUCGCAGACCAUCUACGUAUGGCUCGACGCGCUGAUGAACUAUGCGACUAAGGCCGGAUACCCGUGGACACCAGGCCGCGAACAAGCCGGAGGCUGGCCCGCGGACUGUCAUGUCAUCGGCAAAGACAUUGUGCGAUUCCACUGCAUUUACUGGCCCGCCUUCCUCAUGGCCCUUGGACUUCCAUUGCCCAAGAAGAUUCUGACACACGCUCACUGGACUCUUGGAGGGUCAAAAAUGUCCAAAUCUACUGGCAGGGUUGUCGAUCCUUUCCACGCCCUUGAUCGGUUCGGUCCGGAUGUUAUGCGCUUUUACAUGGCGCGCGAGGGUGGUAUACAAGACGAUGCGAGCUAUGACAAUUUCCGCAUCAUUGGUUUGUACAACAAGUUCUUGAACCAGCAACUCGGCAACCUGGCUUCUCGUGUUACACGAGGCAAGAAAUGGAGCGUCCGUGGCGCAGUCGAGCGUGUUGGUGGGUGGCCAGCGGAGGAGUGGGCGGAAGGACCAGGUUCCAAGUUCCGGAAUAAUUCUCUUGCUACCAUCGCCUCGCAAGUAGAUGCAUCUUUUGAUGCCUACGAUCCGCGUAAAGCCGUGUCUCAAAUCGCAGAGUUUGUCCGAGGGUCGAACGCUUUCUUCCAGAUGUCGCAACCAUGGGACAAGGUCUUGACCUUUGGCCCAGGAGAGCCUGGCGAGGAUGUCGACAAGAUCAUUUAUCUUGCUGCUGAAGCACUUCGAAUCACCGGUAUCCUACUACAGCCAUACAUGCCGAACAAAGCACGCAUGCUACUUGAUCAGCUAGGCGUACAGCAAGAUCGAAGAACCUUUGAAUACUGCAAGCCUGGCGCUGAUCUAGACUACGGCACUCCGUUGGUAGAGCUGGGUGCAGCGCACAAGGGUGUGUUGUUUCCCCCACUGCCGAGCGAGGGAUGA